UAGUAAAUGGAGGAUCAGUCUUCGGCUUCAACCUACAAAUAUAGCCUACUUGACAAUCCCUACAUGCAUCGUACAAAUGGUGUGAAGGACCUCUUUUAUUAAGCAGCAUGGAUUGGACUAUUGGGCAGGAGAGAAUUCCCUCAUGUAAUAGUGAACUGCCUAAGGCCUCAAACAAUGCCUCCGGAACCAACCUCACUAUCAGUCUGAAUGAAAUGCUCAGAUCAAAAGCUGAUGUGGAAAGGAAGCGUGUUCCAAUCCGCCCACCCAACCCAAGAGCCCCUCCACCCAGGGAACUGGAGUUCAGUCGAGGCCUUUCGUGUGAGCCCAUGCCCAAACCCAUUAUCCGAAGACGUGCACAAUCUCUGUCCUCCUCCACAGAGAGGAAGAGGCACACUCGUAAUGUUGGGGUGCGCUUUGUAGACUGUCUGGGCCUGGACCUAGAGGACGUUAAGGUUUUCAAAACCGGAGAGGACCCCUUUGUGCCACAACAUGUCUCCUUCAGGCUUUUGAUGGGUGCAGAGCUGGCGGGGGGUGAAAACGUGGAAAUCUCGCUGCCGUAUCUGAAGCCGGUGUUCCCUCAGCAACCCGGUGAUCGACCGGAAUUCUUCAGCCGCCUGCGCCAGCAGAGAGUCUGUCUGGAGAGGGUUUUGUGCUUUGAGCUGGGCAUCAUCGGGAUCACUCAGGUCCUCAACCUCCGCUUUGAGAAAGAGGUGAGCGUGCGCUAUUCUUUCACAGAAUGGAGGUGCAGCUCAGAAACCAAGGCCUCCUGGGUAUCUACCACCUGCAAGUCCUGGGAUGGAACACAGGAGCAGCUCAAUUGUGACACCUUUCGUUUCCACCUGCCUGUUCCUCCUUUCCUGCUACCUGGAGCUGCUUUGGAAUUUGCUGUCCGAUACAAAGUGUCCGGGAAAGAGCACUGGGACAACAACGAGGGGCAAAACUAUAAGUUGGUCUGCCAUAGCUACAAGCUGACUGUGCCCAAGGAGUGUGAGGAUAGCAUGGUGCACUUUAUUUGAGCUCAUUAAUCAAGGAGCAUUUACUGGUUGCUCUCAUAAAGUUCCAAUUAAUAAUUUGGCCAUAAGGUCAAAAACUUAAUUAGAACUGAGAGCCAGCAGUAGUGUUCAGAAAAAUACCCAUUGACUGGGUUGAAACAGAUCUGGUAAGUACAGUUGAAGUCGGAAGUUCACAUACACCUUAGCCAAAUACAUUUAAACUCAGUUUUUCACAA
Molecule: messenger RNA, 1228 nt
Organism: Coregonus clupeaformis (lake whitefish)
Lineage: Eukaryota; Metazoa; Chordata; Actinopteri; Salmoniformes; Salmonidae
Gene: ppp1r3da
Product: protein phosphatase 1, regulatory subunit 3Da
Exons: 2
Coding region: 108-1016 (302 amino acids)
Biological process (GO): regulation of glycogen biosynthetic process
Cellular component (GO): protein phosphatase type 1 complex
Molecular function (GO): protein phosphatase 1 binding; glycogen binding
Source: RefSeq, a predicted model, not a curated record